This is a messenger RNA of Arachis ipaensis, 603 nucleotides long. RefSeq lists its product as uncharacterized. Lineage: Eukaryota; Viridiplantae; Streptophyta; Magnoliopsida; Fabales; Fabaceae. The record is from RefSeq and is a predicted model, not a curated record.
AUGAAGGCAAAAGUUCCAAGGAAUUUCAAAAGUCCUGAUAUGGACCUCUAUGAUAGAACUACUGACCCAAAGCAUCACUUAAGCAAUUUUAAAAGUCGGACGUAUCUAGCCGAGGCUUCUGAUGCUACUCGUUGCAAGGCUUUCCUGACGACCCUGACGAAAGCAGUGAUGAAGUGGUUCGAUAGCCUCCCCCCAAGGUCGGUCACCAGCUUCGAUGACCUCUUGCGGAAGAUCCUGAUGCGAUUCUCUAUCCAAAAGGAUAAAGUAAAGCACGCGCCGAGCCUCCUAGGUGUAAAACAGGAGGUCGGAGAACCUCUGAGGGACUACAUGGAGAGGUUCAACAAAGCGUGUUUAGAAAUCCAAGACCUGCCCACGGAGGCAGUGAUUAUGGGCCUAGUAAAUGGACUCCGAGAAGGUCCCUUCUCCCAGUCCAUCUCGAAAAGGCACCCGACCUCCCUGAGUGAUGUACAGGAGAGAGCUGAAAAGUACAUCAACAUGGUGGAAAAUGCUAGACUGCGAGAGCCGAACUGGCGACCUGGGCACUCUCACUUAUCAAAAGAGAAAGAGAGAGAGCCCAAGAAAAAGGAGGAAAUCGUCCCCUAA